GCCGACUCGUGAGUCGGAAGUCCCGCCCCGCGCCGUAUCUUCCUCCAGAAGUCCCAGGCGGCACCCCGCCGCUCGAAUCCCUCGCCCCCGCCGGACAGGAGUGCCUCGUCGGACCCCGUCCCUUCCGCCUUCUCGCCGACGAUGUCCAUCGUGACCGUUUGCGUGCGGUUCAGACCGCUGAGUCACAAAGAGAGGAAGGCAAAUGGUGACAAGGUCUGCUUCAAGAAAUUGGACUCGGAGUCUUUUGUUUUCAAGGAUGAGAGGGAAGAAGAUGUCAUAUUCAGCUUCGACAAGGUGUUCUAUGAAGAUGCACAACAGUCUGAUGUCUACAACUUCCUUGCAGUGCCCAUUGUUUCAGAUGCCAUCAAUGGAAUAAAUGGGACUAUAAUUACUUACGGUCAGACUGGGGCUGGAAAGACAUAUAGCAUGGAGGGGCCAAGCAUCUUGCAUUGCAAUGAGCAGAAAACUGGACUAGUACAACGAGUCGUAGAAGAGCUUUUUGAAUGUUUAAGAUCAUCAUCAAGCACGUGGACGGUGAAGUUGUCAAUGGUGGAGAUAUAUUUGGAAAAAGUAAGGGACCUUCUUGACUUGUCCAAAGACAAUCUACAGAUCAAGGAGAGUAAAACCCAAGGGAUUUACAUUUCUGGGGCAACAGAGAUAUCUAUCAUGAACAGUUCAGAUGCCUUGGAAAGCCUUUCUCAAGGAAUUGCCAACAGAGCUGUUGGAGAAACACAAAUGAACCUGGCUAGCAGUAGAAGUCACUGCUUAUACAUUUUCUCAGUACAGCAUGGAUCCACUUCAGAUGAGAGGGUAAAAGCUGGGAAGAUUAUUCUUGUUGACUUAGCUGGUUCUGAGAAAGUUGAGAAAACUGGUGCUGAAGGACGGGUUCUUGAUGAGGCAAAAACAAUCAACAAAUCCCUCUCAGCUCUAGGAAAUGUUAUCAAUGCUCUAACGACUGGUAAACCGAACCAUGUGCCUUUCCGUGACUCAAAGCUUACACGCAUUCUCCAAGAUGCAUUGGGUGGCAACUCAAGAGCAGCAUUGCUGUGCUGCUGUUCUCCCAGUCCAUCAAAUGCAUCAGAGAGUCUCUCUACCCUUCGUUUCGGAACCAGGACAAAGCUCAUAAAGACUACUCCCAAAUCUAUUCCUGAGGUGAUGGAUAACGUUAAGAAGCCCAUCCUCGAGACUCACAAUCAAGAUGAUCUGCGUGACAGAAUACUGAGCAAGCUAAGGUUGCGCCUGAAGGAGGAAGAUGUCGACCUCCUGGAGGAACUGUUCCUGCACGAAGGAAUCAUCUUUGAUCCCAAUUCCACCGCGGACAUCGUCUCGGCGUGCCAAGAUACUGCAAGUGAGGAGAUCUCGUUGCUCAUGCAAGCUGUGGAAGAGCUCAAAGAAACUGUGGAAGAGCUCACGGACGAGAACGAGAAGCUGAGGUGCGACCUCGAGGUGGCGCAGGAGAUCGCCGCUCAGGCUCAGCAUGCCGCGGCCACCGGGGCUGGCACCUGGCUCGGGUUCGUACCAGCGGCCCUCCUCCGCCCCUUUGGGUUCGUACCAGACUACACGACAAGAGCCAAUGUCCUGUGAAUCCUGACAUCACAUUCGAGGAACUGAUGAGCGGAUCAUAUCAUACGCUUGUACUAGCACAGGUUAUGGUACAGUAGUUGUAUGCUGCUGGUGCGUCCGCUUGUAUGCCUUCUUGCUGUGAUACAUAGAAACCUUGCUGACGAGCUGAAGCUUUUGCCCAGUAUCCUUGUGUUAGUAACUUGGUUUCGAUAUGAUCGCUGGGGACUCCGGGCAGCAGGCAAAGCAAAAUUUGGGCCUGUUUUUCUCGGUCCUCAGAGCUAGGAGGAUCGUGGAUUUUCCCUAUUUUUCAUGUGCCACGUGACGCUACAGUCGAAAUGUGGAAAAUUUUCUUGAUUCUUAUGGACAUUUGGUUUUCUCGUGUGAAAUUCUUGUGUUUGAAAACUAGCCCGAUUAAUUUGGGAAUUUUGCA
Messenger RNA from Phragmites australis (common reed), 1993 nucleotides. RefSeq names its product kinesin-like protein KIN-1. The coding region runs from base 142 to 1584 and encodes 480 amino acids. Gene Ontology annotation, molecular function: microtubule binding; microtubule motor activity; ATP binding. The record is from RefSeq and is a predicted model, not a curated record. Gene Ontology annotation, biological process: microtubule-based movement. NCBI's taxonomy places the organism in Eukaryota, Viridiplantae, Streptophyta, Magnoliopsida, Poales, Poaceae. The transcript has 17 exons.